This is a messenger RNA of Haliotis rufescens (red abalone), 5438 nucleotides long. Its product is annotated as solute carrier family 28 member 3-like. Bases 286 to 2166 code for a protein of 626 amino acids. Gene Ontology annotation, cellular component: membrane. Lineage: Eukaryota; Metazoa; Mollusca; Gastropoda; Lepetellida; Haliotidae. Gene Ontology annotation, molecular function: nucleoside:sodium symporter activity. The transcript has 12 exons. Gene Ontology annotation, biological process: nucleoside transmembrane transport. The record is from RefSeq and is a predicted model, not a curated record.
AACGUAAUAUAGCCGAGUACUGUGAAAGAAACGUGAUUUAAACUUUCAUAAUGUCUUAACUACCUCAACACCAUGAGACGUCACACAUCGCUCCCGUUCACUUCAUGCAUAGGUGCGCUGGGUCACAUAGACUGUGUGGGAUUACUCAUUUCCGACCGAGGCGCGUCGCGAGACAUUCAUACAAACAAUCCAAGAUCGAAUCGGACGUACAAUUCUGGAUACAUGUGCACGAUAUUACAGAAAAUACAGACGCAGACUCAGUGAGGGAGAGUUCAUUUUUCAAGAAUGGGUGAAGUUCAGCUGAAACAGAUCAACCCUCUGGUUGCGGACAGUACAGGGAAUGGUCAAGACAACCCAGCUUAUGUUCACUCAAGUAUUGACAGUCUUCCAAAUACACAAGAAGAGACUGGACUGAGGCAUCGCAAGAACAGCCUUCCAUAUGAUCCCGAAAACCAGAUGGAUGACGAUAUGAAUUGUUGUCAAAGAGGCCUCACAUCAGCGCAAAGAAAAGUCAUAUCUGUUUACGAGGAAAACGCUACAUGGAUAUGGAGAAUCAUUGCUAUUGUUGUAUUUCUGCUAUACAUGGCAUAUUUUGGCUAUGCCAUGUACUACAAAUUUGGCGAUGAGGCUUCCAUCAGACUUUUAGUAUUGACCAUAUUUGUUGUUUUUCUCAUCGUGAUGAAGCUGGUGUGGGACUCCAUCAAGGCCCCUUUUGAAGCAUGUGGAAAGACGUUCACUAACACAGACAAUGCCAAAAGAAUGAGAGUUGUUCGAUAUGUGAUGUACGUGUUGUGCGUGAUUGCCAUCAUCGUGAUCCUGGUGAUUGAGGUGGCCAUCCCCACACCUGACAACCUGAUAUCCCUCGCAGGUCUCGCUGCCUUCAUCAUCUUGUGCUUCAUCACCUCCACUAACCCUGGAAGGGUCGACUGGCACCCCGUUUUCUGGGGACUGGCUCUGCAGUUCUUCUUUGCUGCCAUCAUCCUGCGGACACAGUGGGGAUACGAUGCGUUCAAGUGGCUUGGUGAUCGAGUGACAGAGUUUCUGGCCCACACUAAUGCUGGAUCUGAGUUCGUCUUUGACAAACCUGGGCUUCAUUUCUUUGCCUUUUCUAUUAUGCCUGUGGUCACUUUCUUCAGCGCCUUCAUCUCCAUCACCUAUUACCUGGGUAUCAUGCAAGCGAUUGUUAAAGUCUUUGGGCGCUUCCUGUCCUUCUGUCUGGGAACAACACCAGCGGAAUCGCUGAAUGCUGCGGGCAACAUUUUUGUCGGAAUGACUGAAGCUCCUCUUAUGAUAAAGCCAUUCUUGGAUACGAUGACAAUUUCUGAGCUCCAUGCAGUGAUGACUGGAGGAUUCGCUACAAUUGCAGGAAGUGUGCUUGGAGCCUACAUUGGGUUUGGGGUUCCUCCCAAUCAUUUACUGUCAGCGUCAGUAAUGUCCGCCCCAGCGGCCCUCGCCAUCUCUAAACUGAUGUGUCCAGAGACCGAAGUCACUAUUUCGUCGUCGGAAGACUAUAAUAAAAUGAAAAAAGGGCAACAACGCAACCUGAUUGAGGCCGCUUCUGAGGGUGCAUCAACGUCCAUCGGCCUUAUCGCCAACAUCGUUGUCAACGUCAUGGCUUUUCUCGCUCUCCUCGCCUUCGUCAAUGCCACACUUACCUGGUUUGGGGACCGGGUAGGAAUAGAAGGCUUGACCUUUGAGUUAAUUUGCUCCUAUCUGCUGUACCCAGUGGCCUUGUUCAUGGGUACACAGCCAUCUGACUGUCGUCGCGUGGCUGAGCUGAUUGGCGUGAAGACCUUCACGAACGAGUUCAUAGCCUACAAAUCUCUUCAGGAACUGCUGCAAAACAGACAGACGUUCCUUAACUACACACAGAACUACGGCUAUCAGGAUGACUGGCACUGGGAUGGCCAAGCUGCUGUUCUUACUCAAUGGAAUAUGACGCUUAAGAGAGGAUUCAUGGAGGAACGCUCAGAGGUGAUAUCAACGUAUGCAUUAUGCGGGUUUUCAAACGUUGGAUCCAUGGGCAUCCUCCUGGGUGGGCUAUCGGCGCUGGCUCCGUCUCGGAAGAAGGAUCUUUCUUCCAUAGUACUGCGGGCCAUGAUAGCAGGGAAUAUGGCAUGUUUUUUCACAGCAUGUAUAGCGGGUUUGUUUUUCAAAGAAUUCUAAGCCAUCAGUGAGAAACAAUAUAAUCGUGGGAUUUACAAUAAAAGAAACUAUUGAGAUAAACACACACUGUAUUAACCAUUAUCGUACUCGACUCAGGUGGACAGAAAAUGGCAGAAAUGAUGCAUAAUACAUAUUUAUCAUAAGAGAGAUAUGACGUGAUACAAUUUGUUGAAUAUAUUUUUGAAUUAGCUAAUUAGAAACAACCAAUGCCCAUAUGGGCCCAUAUUGCUCGGUGUUGCUUCUUCAAUGAAGUGGGGAAUACGUGGCCCAGUCGUCUAAGGCGCCGCGAUUCGCUGUGCAGAGUUGCGUCCCUUGGGCACGCCAGAAACCUAUGAUUGUGGGUUUGAAUCCCGGUUCACCUCGAUUAUGUUUCUAGGUUUGUCAGCACCAUACCCGUGCUCGUGGGUUUCACCAAAGUGGUAAACGUCUGAGGCCUGCAUCCUAUCGGGCUUUCCUCCCACAUUAAGCUGACGCGCCGUGAUAUAACUGUAAUACUGUUUAAAGCGGCGUUAAACCUAACUCACUCACACUCACUCUUCAAUGAAGCCUAAUUAAAUGUUAAGGAGAAUAUCUAGCACCAUGGCUUAUAAUAUGGCUUAUGAAAUUAUAGUCAGAAUUUAAUUUUGCUUUUUGACAAAUUAGUAAAUACAGUAAACUACGGUUAUAACGAACUCAAAGGGACUACUAAUUUUAGUUCGUUAUAACCGUAAUUCGUUAUAAGCAUAUAUACAGCAUAACUACAGCAUAUGGUCGGGACUAAAAAGUUAGUUCGUUAUAUCCGUUAGUUCGUUAUAAGCGUGUUCGUUAUAACCGUAGUUUACUGUAUAUGAUUGGUGUAACAUAACACGACAGACAUUCAGUUUUAUUAAUUGUUAACAAAUGUAAUCGUGAAAAUAUUAUGCUCUGACACCAAAAGGCCCAAAGAACUGAAAGUUAAAGAGGAUUUGUCAGAACAAAAUAUGACUUUGAUUUCAUUAUAUUAUGGUAGUGAAAUACAUAGAACAAAUAUGAUUCAACCUAUGGAACACGUUUUGGGGAAAAAAUAUCAUGACUGCUGUACAGGGUAUUUUAAUAUGAUUCAUAUGACAGGAAAUCCUACCAUUACAUUCACAAUACACAUUCCACGUUGCGCCGGACGUUUGACAAAUGAUUGACGCAAUGCACCAGGACACGCCGUGAUAUAACUGGAAUAAUGUUAAAAGCGGCGUUAAACGUUAAACUCAAUGCACCAGGUAGGCCUUGGUGUAAGUGUUCUGACAUAUUUAUUCUAAUAUGUUGCGGGGGCACGGGUGGCCCAGUCGUAUAAGGCGCCGCGAUCCGCUGUGCAGAGUUGCGUCCCUUGGGUACGCCAGAAACCUAUGAUUGUGGGUUCGAAUCCCGCUUGGCCCCGAUUAUGUUUCUAGGUUUGUCAGCACCAUACCCGUGCUCGUGGGUUUCACCAAAGUGGUAAACGUCUGAGACCUGCAUCACUUCGGGCUUUCCUACCACAUUAAGCUGACACGCCGCGAUAUAACUGGAUUACUGUUAAAAGCGGCGUUAAACCCAACUCACUCACUCACUCUAAUAUGUUGCUAUGCCAUCCGCACCGGAAGUAUAUUUCAGACCACAUCUCAUUGGCAAACUGUAGCAAUGCCUUGUCACAGAGACAUUGUACGUGCGCAUCAUUGUCGGCACUUUGCAUGUUGCUUUAAGCUUUGAUAAAUCGGCUGCAUGUUUUUUAUCUCUUACAUAUUCACAAACAUUACACCUCAAACCCCUCUCCUUGAAAACUAAUCUUGAAUGAAUAUAAAUCAAAAGGAUUUUGUAAAAUAAUUGUUUGAAAUAAUUGAUUUUUUCUCAAAGUGUCAAUACUGCAGAAUCACUUCAGGACAGAUUAAAUAUGUCUAAAUAAAUAAAAGCUUCAACCCCACUUUCAUAAUCAUUAGAAAUCAUUCCUAUUUAGAACAAUUUUUGAACACAGUAUGCCUAUUGGCCUUGAGUCAUAUAUCUUACUUGGCUAAGAUAAAUACCAUGGACACGAUAUUCCAACCAAAUAAUCAACCAUUACUGUUGGAGAUGCGUAUGUUUAUUCGUAUAAAUCAUCAGGCAAUUGUGAACUUGAAUGUUUUUAAACUUACAAAAUUUGUCGCUUCUACUUUUCAUUGUUUGUAUCAAAAUAUGUUUGUUAAACAUGAUUAUUGUUGAGAGUUCUGUGGAUGAUAGCUUAACUUGGAAUGAGUUAUUCUAUAUGUCAAGUUUCUAUAUUUCUAAACUGAGGGUUAAUUCAAACAUAAACUUGAAUUGAUUACACGAUUUAUUAGAAAUGUUUAUUUGCUCAAAUGUAUAAUUCUCAGCUAUUCUGUGUUGCUUAUAUCGCAUGUUGUGAUAUAUCACAAUGAUUCAAACAAACUGGGCAACAGAAACUAUACCUCUCAGUUGUUUUAUAUGUUUGAUUUUCAAAUGAAAACAUCUUAAGUUAGCGAUAUUAUAUAAAAAAUGAGCAGUACUAAAAAAAUACUUCUAUAUGGUGUUACUUUGUUAAAGAAAGAAUGAAAGACAGACAGCUUUACACAGCUGCUAAUGGGUAUCUCAUACAUCUCAUCUAAAUUAGGGGUAGGGGUCAUGUGGUUGCAGCUUGAUUUCCUACCCCAGUCUUCAUUGAAACAUAGAGAAUCUCACCCGAGUGUCUUUUGAUAUCAAAUAUAUCAACACGAGUUGAUAAAUUUAAAAGUGGCAAAACUCCGAGGCUUGUCAAACGACAUUAGGGUGAGAUUUUAUUUAUCAUCCAACAUCAUUCUUCCAGCCUUUUCAGUUUGUAGACUGUAAUAAGCAGUGUCUUAAGUGUAAAACGUAUUGCUAACAGUUUCAGUAGCAGAGCCAUUGGUGAUGUCAUUUGAUUAUGACGUCAUGGUAACCAAUGACGUCACAAUGGUCUGCAAAGCAAUGUGAUGCAAUUUCAUUGAAGCGAUAUCUACAGUGUAGAUAUCGCUUGAUCUUAUUUAUUUGUACACACAAUUACCCAACAGAAGAUUACAUUUUUACAGAUAUGAGUGAUGGUAAUAGACAUAAUCAUAUUUAACAACAGUUCUUUCAAUUUUGAAUUGCAGAAAAAACAAAGUCGAUAUAGUUUCUUUUGCCCCUCAGUUUAUGAACAAGCAUUUGAUAUAUCGAGAUCUAGUGCAUUAAAGCAAUGUUACAAUGUACACGUUUAAACGACAUGUAACAGAAGGCAUGAUUUGUGUAUGUUUUUUUAAAUCAUUUGCACAUAUUUUAUUAAUAAACGUUUCUAUUUA